Miniopterus natalensis is the source of this 2051-nucleotide messenger RNA. It is a transcript of the gene RPIA, whose product is annotated as ribose 5-phosphate isomerase A. Gene Ontology annotation, biological process: pentose-phosphate shunt, non-oxidative branch; D-ribose metabolic process. NCBI's taxonomy places the organism in Eukaryota, Metazoa, Chordata, Mammalia, Chiroptera, Miniopteridae. The record is from RefSeq and is a predicted model, not a curated record. Gene Ontology annotation, cellular component: cytoplasm. Gene Ontology annotation, molecular function: ribose-5-phosphate isomerase activity.
GAACCCUGGCUGAGGCAAGAGCCGGGCGUCGGGAUGCAGCGCCCGGGGCCCUUCAGCACCCUCUACGGGCGGGUCCUGGCCCCACUGCCCGGGCGGGCCGGGGGCGCGGCCUCUGGAGGAGGCGGGAACAGUUGGGGUGCCUUGGGCUCCCACGUGCGGUCGCCAGUGUGCGCUCAGUCUGGGAUUCCUUGCGGCGUAGGCGGAACGAGCAGCAGCGGCGGGGAAGCCGGCAGUGCCUCCCUGGCCCCCUGCACGAUGUCCAAGGCUGAGGAGGCCAAGAAGCUUGCGGGCCACGCGGCAGUGGAGAAUCACGUGAGGAAUAACCAAGUGCUGGGAAUUGGAAGUGGUUCUACAAUUGUCCAUGCUGUGCAGCGAAUAGCGGAAAGAGUGAAGCAGGAGAACCUGAGCCUUGUCUGUGUCCCCACUUCCUUCCAGGCCCGCCAGCUCAUCCUGCAGUAUGGCCUAACACUCAGCGACCUGGACCGACACCCAGAGAUCGACCUCGCCAUUGAUGGUGCUGAUGAAGUAGAUGCUGAUCUCAAUCUCAUAAAGGGCGGUGGAGGCUGCCUGACCCAGGAGAAGAUAGUGGCAGGCUAUGCCAGUCGCUUCAUCGUGAUUGCUGACUUCAGGAAGGAUUCAAAGAACCUUGGGGAUCAGUGGCACAAGGGAAUCCCCAUCGAGGUCAUCCCCAUGGCGUAUGUCCCAGUGAGCCGAGCUGUGACUCAGAAGUUCGGGGGCAUGGUUGAACUGAGAAUGGCCGUCAACAAGGCAGGUCCUGUGGUGACGGAUAAUGGGAAUUUUAUCCUGGACUGGAAGUUUGACCGGGUGCACAAAUGGAGUGAAGUGAACACAGCUAUCAAAAUGACCCCAGGUGUGGUGGACACAGGCCUCUUCAUCAACAUGGCUGAGAGAGUCUAUUUCGGGAUGCAGGACGGCUCAGUGAACAUGAGAGAGAAGCCUUUCUGCUGACCCUGCAGGAGUGGAGGGUGUUUACCUGGAGUCCCCAGCCCACAGCCAGGUGGAUGUGCCUCUCCAGGAGCCUUUGCCUUAACAUGUCUGUGCCAGGGGGCCGGCGGCAGGAUGGGGGUGCGGGCUAAAUCCAGUCUUCUUGUAUUGUUAUUAAAUGUCUUUUUUAAAAAGAGAAAUAUAAACAUAUAUUUUUACUAUUAAAAAUACUCUGUUUUCUAAAUAAAGUACAACUUGAUUUCAUGUUUUAUAUAAAACAUUUACCAAAAAAAGAAGGGAACUGUCUUUUAAACUUUCACCCUGAGCCUGCUGGUUAAGUUUCUGAAUGUUGAGUUUGCUGAGUAAUGUAAACCAGAACUUUUUUAAUUGGUACAGGAAGGGUCCAGCAGCAGUGCCUCCCUGGCACCUUACAGGAAGCGUUGGAGCCUGCUUUUCUGCUGCACUCCUCCUUGGACUUUAGUUUUGUUGUGGUCACUCACAGUAUCAGGCACAGCACCUUGUUACACAUCUUAAGAUGUGGUUUACAGAAGUCUGGUGCAUGUGGCGUGAGACGUGCAGUCUCUGAGCUCCCGGGAUACACACAGUCCUUCCAUGAGGCCAGGGGUUCGCUCAGGCCCUGCUGUUAGAAGCAGUUGGCCAGAAACACUGGUUAGUAAGUGCUGCUGUGGAGUGGGAGACGCCUGUAAGUGCUCGUCUGUGUUGUUAGUAUUUUGUCGCUUCCUUCAUUAUUACUUGCAUGGCUCAGCAUCAGAGAUUCUCGCCUCUGUAUUGUUUGAGGGUGGGAAUAAAGCAAUAUGGUGCCGGUAGUCUUUGUCUUUGUUAUAGAAUCUGCAGCAGCAUUGCGGUGAAAUAGAAUCCAUUUUGCUCACCCAGUUUACAUUGGAUCUCUGAUAAGGGAUGGAAUUUACUCAAGACGUCUUGAGCCAGAGAGUAGGCAAACAUUUUCUUCAUUUCUGAGAGAGCUCAGUGUACAUUUUAUUUUCUUUGUUAGUCAAGGAUAACAAAACUAAACCAGUCAGAUCACUCCCAAGUUUUGUUAGUGCAACCUUUAGAAAUGGCAGCUGCCAAGCAGUGAUGUGGGUGAC